Messenger RNA from Cydia pomonella (codling moth), 1524 nucleotides. RefSeq lists its product as uncharacterized. The transcript is spliced from 3 exons. The coding region runs from base 1 to 1524 and encodes 507 amino acids. NCBI's taxonomy places the organism in Eukaryota, Metazoa, Arthropoda, Insecta, Lepidoptera, Tortricidae. The record is from RefSeq and is a predicted model, not a curated record.
AUGGAGCAGCUCAGAGCAGAACUCCGGGCUCAAUUUAGAAGACAAUCCCCGGUGCCGUCUCCGCCGAAGGAGCAGGCGCAGCCCGCCCGUUCCCCCGAGCGUCCCAACAUGGACGAUAUGGUGCGUGCCGUGACGGCUCAAGUGGGGCUGAUGCUUGACGCACGGCGACGACAAGCCGCACAGGCGGCUUCACAAGCGCCCGCAACUAAGACGACUGUAGGUGGACCCAAGUCGCCUUCAACCUCCACUCCGAGGCGAGGCCCUCCGAAUCUCACUGAAGAGCCCCAAAAGGGCAGUAAAACGAAAGGGAAGGGAAAAGGGAAGAAGAUCGUGGCCCCAACAGCGGCCAAGGCCACUACAAACCCAUCUUCUCCAUCAACCUCAGCUCCCCCGCCCCAGCCAUCAGUCCCUGCGUCCGUGAACGAAGGCUGGAAUGUGGUGACCCGAGGCAAGAAGAAGGCGACGGCAAAAUCGCGCCUAACGUCCAAGCCAGCGCCGCAGCGCCAAAAGGCCACCAAGCCUAAGCCGCGUAAACUCCGCCCGCCUCGCUCGGCGGCGGUAGUUCUGACGCUGCACCCGGACGCUGAAGGAAAAGGCGUAACGUACGCGCAGGUGCUUUCCAGGGCGAAAGAAAACAUUGACCUGGAGCAACUAGGCAUCACUGCCAUAAAAUUUAAGCGGGCAGCCACUGGCGCGAGAGUCCUUGAACUGCCAGGUGCAGCCAAUGGUGAGAAGGCCGACUCGCUGGCAAAAGAGCUGGCUGAAAAGCUGGGGGAGGACAUAGUUCGAGUCUCCAGGCCGGUAAAGUGCGCGGAGUUGCGCCUCACGGAGCUCGACGAUUCGGUGUCGCCUGGCGAGGUUGUCGCAGCGGUCGCUAAAGUCGGCGGCUGCGCAGAGGACCAGAUUAAGGCAGGAGAAAUCCGCCAAGAUGCCUCCGGCCUUGGUACAAUCUGGCUUCGCUGCCCGAUCACGGCAGCCAAAAAGGUGGUGGAAGCUGACCGUGGGCGAAUCCGGGUAGGAUGGGUCCGUGCCGCAGUGAAGCUGCUCGAUCAGCGUCCCAUGCGGUGCUACAAAUGCCUCGAAAAGGGCCACAACACGUGCGUGCGACAACGGGCGGCUCCAUUGUGGAUAUCACAUUCGCCAGCGUCGCCCUGGCGCGCCGUGUCCAAAGUUGGGAGGGUCAUGGUGGGGGUGGAGACGUUGUCGGACCAUCGCUACAUACGGUUCGACGUCGCCACUCCUUCACUGACCCCAGACAACUUAGGUCGGAUUGGUCCGGUCGGGGGUGGCCCAAGAUGGGCCCUCACUAAACUUGACCGCGAACUGCUCAAGGAGGCGGCUAUCAUUCAGGCCUGGUUGCCCGUACAGGAGGAGGCUGUUGCGGUAGAGGAGGAAGCUUCCUGGCUCCGGGAGGCCAUGACACCGUUUGUGACGCGGCGAUGCCCCGGGCCAAGCCCCUACCGCCAAGAACAUCAGUGUACUGGUGGUCCGCCGAGCUCGCGCAGAUGCGCGAGGGCUGCAUAG